Molecule: messenger RNA, 4647 nt
Organism: Manis pentadactyla (Chinese pangolin)
Lineage: Eukaryota; Metazoa; Chordata; Mammalia; Pholidota; Manidae
Gene: DPP6
Product: dipeptidyl peptidase like 6
Exons: 26
Coding region: 357-2948 (863 amino acids)
Biological process (GO): proteolysis
Molecular function (GO): dipeptidyl-peptidase activity; serine-type peptidase activity
Source: RefSeq, a predicted model, not a curated record
GGGGGCGCGCGGAGCUCCGCUCUGCAUGGUCGCCGGGCUCUAGGUGGUGCCACAUCCCCGGCCUAGGCAUUUCCCUCCUUUCUGUUAUUUGGGUUUCUGCCUCCGCCGGUCUGAUCAGGCCGCGCGUGGCCGUGGGGGGAGUUGGAAAGCCGAGGAGCAGAGGGCACGCCCGCGACCCCCGCGCCGCCGGGCCGCCCGUGUGCGGCGGGAGGGGCGGGCGGCUGGCCGGCGGCCCCUCGAGCGGCGCGGAGACGCGGCCGCGCUGCCCGCCGCCCGUGUGCGGCGGCGGCUGCCUGUCCUCCCCGGAGCGGCGGGAGCGGAGCCCGCAGGGAGGGCGCCGGCGGGCGCGGGCACCGAUGGCUUCGCUGUACCAGCGCUUCACGGGCAAGAUCAACACCUCGCGGUCCUUCCCGGCGCCCCCGGAGGCGAGCCGCCUCCUGGGCGGCCAGGGGCCGGAGGAGGACGGCGCGGCGGCCAAGCCCCCCGGAGCCCAGGCGCCCGCGGCGGUGCCCCGGGAGCGCGGCGGCGGCGGCGGCGCGGGCGGCCGGCCCCGGUUCCAGUACCAGGCGCGGAGCGACUGUGACGACGAGGACGAGCUGGUGGGCAGCAACCCUCCGCAAAGAAACUGGAAAGGCAUAGCGAUCGCCCUGCUCGUGAUCCUGGUCAUCUGCUCCCUGAUCGUCACCUCUGUCGUGCUGCUGACGCCAGCGGAAGAUAACAGCCUGUCUCAGAAGAAGAAGGUCACUGUGGAAGAUCUCUUCAGUGAGGAUUUCAAAGUGCAUGACCCUGAGGCUAAGUGGAUAAGUGAUAAAGAAUUCAUCUACAGAGAACAGAAAGGAAGUGUGAUACUGCGGAAUGUGGAAACAAAUACUUCUACAGUGUUAAUAGAAGGCAAAAAAAUUGAAUCGUUAAGAGCCGUCAGAUACGAAAUAUCCCCAGAUAAAGAAUAUGCUCUUUUUUCGUAUAACGUGGAACCAAUAUAUCGACACUCCUACACUGGAUAUUAUGUCCUGAGCAAGAUUCCUCAUGGAGACCCUCAAAGUCUAGACCCACCGGAAGUCAGCAACGCGAAGCUUCAGUAUGCAGGAUGGGGACCUAAAGGCCAACAACUGAUAUUUAUCUUUGAAAACAAUAUCUAUUACUGCGCACACGUUGGGAAGCAGGCCAUCCGCGUGGUCUCAACCGGGAAAGAAGGUGUGAUUUACAACGGCCUUAGUGACUGGCUGUACGAAGAGGAGAUUUUGAAGACGCACAUCGCCCACUGGUGGUCUCCAGAUGGCACGAGGCUCGCCUAUGCCACCAUCAAUGACUCCCGCGUGCCCGUCAUGGAGCUCCCAACCUACACGGGCUCCGUCUACCCCACAGGGAAGCUCUACCACUACCCCAAGGCUGGAUGUGAGAACCCCAGCAUUUCCCUGCACGUCAUUGGCUUGAACGGCCCCACCCACGAUCUGGAGAUGACGCCUCCGGAUGACCCGCGCAUGAGGGAGUACUACAUCACGAUGGUGAAGUGGGCGACCAGCACCAAGGUGGCCGUGAACUGGCUGAGCCGGGCGCAGAACGUGUCCAUCCUCACCCUCUGCGACGCCACCACGGGCGUCUGCACCAAGAAACACGAGGAUGAAAGUGAAGCCUGGCUCCACCGGCAGAACGAAGAACCAGUGUUCUCCAAGGAUGGCCGGAAGUUCUUCUUCAUCAGAGCGAUCCCGCAGGGAGGACAAGGGAAAUUCUAUCACAUCACCGUGUCGUCGUCCCAGCCCAACAGCAGCAACGACAACAUACAGUCCAUCACCUCCGGGGACUGGGACGUCACCCAGAUCCUGUCCUAUGAUGAGAAGCGCAAUAAGAUCUACUUCCUCAGCACGGAAGACCUGCCCCGGAGACGGCAGCUCUACAGCGCUAGCACGGUGGGCAGCUUCAACAGGCUGUGCCUGUCCUGCGACCUGGUGGGAGACUGCACCUACUUCAGCGCAUCCUUCAGCCUCAGCUCGGACUUCUUCCUGCUCAAGUGUGAAGGUCCUGGAGUCCCUACGGUGACAGUGCACAACACGACAGACAAGAAGAAACUGUUUGACCUAGAAACAAAUGACCAUGUACAGAAGGCCAUCAGUGACCGGCAGAUGCCUAAAAUAGAGUACAGGGAAAUCGAGAGUGAUGACUACAAGUUGCCUGUUCAGGUCCUCAAGCCAGCGACCUUCACCGACACAGCCCACUACCCGCUGCUGCUGGUGGUGGAUGGCACGCCAGGCAGCCAGAGCGUGGUCGAGAAGUUCGAGGUGACCUGGGAAACGGUGAUGGUGAGCAGCCACGGGGCCGUGGUGGUGAGGUGCGACGGCCGAGGCAGCGGCUUCCAGGGGACGAGGCUCCUGCACGAAGUGGGGCGGCGGCUGGGCGCCCUGGAGGAGCAGGACCAGAUGGAGGCCGUACGGACGAUGCUGAAGGAACAGUACAUCGAUAAGACGCGAGUGGCCGUGUUCGGGAAGGAUUAUGGAGGGUACCUGAGCACUUACAUCCUCCCGGCAAAGAGUGAAGACCGGGGCCAGGUGUUCAGCUGUGGCUCUGCUGUCUCCCCGAUCACGGACUUCAAGCUCUACGCGUCUGCCUUUUCCGAGAGAUACCUGGGCCUCCAUGGACUGGACAACAGAGCAUAUGAGGUGACCAGGGUGGCGCACCGCGUGUCAGCGCUGGAGGAGCAGCGGUUUCUGAUCAUCCACGCCACUGCCGACGAAAAAAUCCACUUCCAGCACACAGCAGAGCUCAUUACACAACUAAUUAAAGGAAAGGCUAAUUACAGCUUGCAGAUAUACCCAGACGAAAGCCAUUACUUCAGUAGCCCCUCGCUCAGACAGCACCUCUACCGGUCCGUCAUCGACUUCUUCGUGGAAUGCUUCAGGAUUCAGGACAGAGGCCCGGCCGCCACGGGGAAAGAGGAGGAGGAGGAGGACUGAUGGGAGGCCCCGCGGCCCCGCGGCUCUUCCAGGAGCAGUGUGACGGGACCGUCCCUCCCCCGUGGAGGCUGGGGGGCGGGCAGCGCCACCUUCCACAGCAUGCGUGUCUCGGCCCAAAGGCGUUUCUGCUUCCCCGGCGGAGGUGCGUCAUGGCUCCCGAGGGCUGCCACGAGCCUGGGGCCCGCACAGCCUCGCCUCCUCCUGGCCCCAGAUUGGAUGGCACCGCCCCGGCCCUUCCCCGGGGAACAGCGCACAGGACGGACCGUGUGAAGGGACUGCCCCCGAUCCCAGCUCCCAGCAGUAGCAUUAGACCUCCCCUCUGCUGGAGUGUGCGCCCACGUCAGCAGCCUUGCCCCCUGUCCGAUGCAGCCGCGCCGUGGAGCAGCUACAGCACAGCUCCUAUCAGGACUUCUCAUGGACGGGCUUGCUCCUCUCAGUAGCGACACUCAGCACUCGAGGGGCUGUGCAGAGAAUUUCUGUAGCUAUGCUAAUGGUUAACCUUAAAGAAUUAAUUCGUAUUUUUCUAUGGUUUUUACCCGGCACUGUCUCGGUCGUGGGCUUGUUUUGCUCUUUUGUCAUUGUAGUCGGCUUUGUUUUCCUUUGUUUUCUUUGGUCAAUGUGCAGCUUUGCCUUGUUGGGAUAAAGAAACCGAUCAGAAGUAACUAACCCCUCUUUCCUCAAGGUGAUCUUUAGACUUUGUGGAGACAAUUCAAAAGCUGAGAUGAAAAAAUAUCCAAUGCUAUUCACUAAAAAAAAAAAAAAAACCAUCAAUAAAACUUCUCUCCCACCAAGCUGCAUUAGGAUUUGGCAUAGAGUCAUAUUAUGCAUUUACAUAUGUCCUCAAGCCCACCCUUUUCCUCCUUGAUAAGGGGUCAAGUCUUCUCAGAUGACAUUUGGUUAAAAAGCAUGAACAAAGUGUUGACCCCACCCCCAGGUCUGCCCCAUGUGCUCAGUGGCAGGCAACCUCGAGGAAAGUGAGUGCGUGCCAGGGUUGCCCAUGCCCUUGGGAUGGCCCAGUGCCCUCCCUGCCACGCGCGAGCAGCCACGCCGAUGCUCGACGCUAGCCAUGUAAGAUAUCCUCUGACCAGAUGUGCCACUGACGUUCCUAGUGUGCAUUUCAUUUUGUUGUAUAUAAGGACAGGAAUGUGCAUCAGGCAUUGUGCCGUGGUACCUGCCCACCUGCCGCCAGCUCUCACCCUGUGUGUCUCUUGCAUGCCGCCCUCUGUGGCUGAUCUGCACUCUUCUAGAAGUGCUGGUUUGAAAUAUAUCAAUUCCCCUCAUUUCCUUUCAAGCUGUUGACAACCUGCGUGUCGGUCUGAUUUCUCCAGCUUCUGGUCCGGCUGGGGACCCGUGGCACCUUGUCAGCAGGGAAGCUGUGUCCGUGUCGCUUUUUGGUGUUUUGGGGUUUUGGUUUCAUCUACACGAGCUCUGAAUGUCGGCUGUAAUCAGCUUAAUUGGAAGGUCUCCUUCACAAGGCUUUUUUAACGUGACACUGUCUGUGAGGAGGAUCAGUGUGCUGACCGACAGGACCGCUCUGAAUGCCCCGCCAUCACGCUUUUGCAGUCUCAGGGGGCUCCUCCGACUGCAAGCCAGCGAGGUCGGAUGGGGAGGCCAGCCUGGCCACGAGGCAGGAGGCAAGUGCGGAGGUGGCGUGGUGACGGGUGCUCACCCAUGGAAUAAAACAUUAUUUUACCACUCA